This is a messenger RNA of Habropoda laboriosa, 1237 nucleotides long. RefSeq lists its product as uncharacterized. NCBI's taxonomy places the organism in Eukaryota, Metazoa, Arthropoda, Insecta, Hymenoptera, Apidae. The record is from RefSeq and is a predicted model, not a curated record. The transcript has 3 exons. Gene Ontology annotation, cellular component: membrane. Gene Ontology annotation, molecular function: ATPase activator activity. Gene Ontology annotation, biological process: membrane organization. The coding region runs from base 23 to 1222 and encodes 399 amino acids.
UAAAGAAGACAGGGAUCAUGAAAUGCCAAAUAAUCAAAUAAAAUAUUUUAUACCACCUAUUCCUAAGGCACGCCGGCCUAUAAGAGACAUUAGUAUAACUGAACCAAACAGUACUUAUGUUUCUAAAAAUUCUGAAAAUUUAUUGUUAAAAACAACUAUGUACAACACUAAGCGACAAAGUCAAGAAUUUAAUAUUUCUAACACUGAUGUUCCAUAUACUGAUGAUGAAGAUGAUGAAGAUGAUGAGGAUGAUGAAGACAGUGAUAAUGUAGACAGUAGUGCAAAUACAUUAUCAAAUAGUUUCUGCAUAGACUCUUUUAAUACUUCACGCAAUUCCUCUAGUACAAUACAUAAACGAAGCUUUAAUAGUUCAAAUAGAAGCCGGUUUGUUACUCCUGCUAAUAGUUCAUCUAAUUCACACAGAGUACAAAGUCAACCUGCUAAAGGAUCUAUAAAAUAUUACUUGCCUUUAUGUAUUGCUAUCUGUAUUAUCUCUCUUAUUGUUUUCCUAUGUGUACAAGAAGUACUUCACGAAGAUGAAAUAGAUAAAAAAACUGAAAUAGAAAGUAGUUCUUCAAAAAAAUUAAAUUUAGUUGAAAUAGAUAAGAUAUUAGAUAAAUCAAUGGAAACAAUUCAGAACCGAUUUCAUAAUCAAAAGGCCACCAUUUGGAAUGAUAUAUCAUCUGGAAUAUACAAUGUAAAUUUAUUUCCUACAAAGCCUACAAUUGUCAUUUUAUUUGGAAAUGAAACUGACACCUUGAAUUGCUUAGCUCAAUUACUUGGACAGCUGAGUGGUACAAUUUUAGGUAGCAAUGAUUAUUUAAUAUUAACACCAAAAGACUUUCCAAAGGAUGUUGGACAAACCAUUCAUAAUUUAAAAAUGAAAAUCAUAGAAAAGAAGUCAGUAAUAGUACAGGAUCUGUUGAGCAUAAACACAGAGGCCAUAAAAGCAUUUCACAAUUUCUGUGAUAGAGAAAAGCCUUUAGUUGAGUAUGCUGUAUAUAUAAUAACAGUGAUUGUUGAUGGGUACAAAUCAGCACAAAGGGAAUUAGAGUUUAUUGAAAAGCAAAUAUUUAAGAGAUUAUCAUCUCACAUAGAUAAGGAUAUUUUAGAUCCAUUAAUAACUAGACUCACAGAUGGAAUUAUAGUACCAGUCUUACCAGAAUCUGGCAUGAAUUUCAAUUCUGCAGAAUGUUCUUUUUCUGCAGAUAAUAAACUGUGAUUCUUUGUAAUUAAC